Molecule: messenger RNA, 879 nt
Organism: Achroia grisella
Lineage: Eukaryota; Metazoa; Arthropoda; Insecta; Lepidoptera; Pyralidae
Product: short stature homeobox protein 2-like
Exons: 5
Coding region: 1-879 (292 amino acids)
Biological process (GO): regulation of transcription by RNA polymerase II
Cellular component (GO): nucleus
Molecular function (GO): DNA-binding transcription factor activity, RNA polymerase II-specific; sequence-specific double-stranded DNA binding
Source: RefSeq, a predicted model, not a curated record
AUGGUGAUGGAGCGGCUGGCGGACUUCGUCAGCAAGUCUUUGGAAGGUGGCGAGGCACCCGCGCCGCCCCCGGAGCCCGGGGAAUCGGACGACGUCGAUGAUGUGGAGGUGGACAUCACGGCGCUUGAGGAAAAGGCGCCGCCAGCCAAAAAACCGCGCAACUGGCUGGUAUCGCCUGUGCCAGUGCAGCAUUGCAAGAGGGAAUCUUCUAUGGAUGACGACGAUGAAAGCAAGCAUGAUCCGACGGACAAGUCCCUCAAUGGCGUGGGAAAUAACAGUGGCAAGCAAAGGCGAUCUAGAACUAACUUUACACUGGAGCAGCUCGGCGAAUUGGAGAGAUUGUUCGACGAGACCCAUUAUCCUGACGCAUUCAUGAGGGAAGAGCUCAGUCAACGACUAGGUCUCAGCGAAGCACGAGUUCAGGUCUGGUUUCAAAACCGACGAGCGAAAUGUCGCAAACAUGAAAGUCAAAUGCAUAAAGGUCUUCUGGUGGGUGGUGGUGGCACGCCUCUGGAGCCGUGCCGUGUAGCGCCGUACGUGUCAGUGCCUCGCCUGUCAGCAGUGCCUCGUGCCCCUCCCCCGCCGCCCCCGCUGCCGCCCCUGGCACCACACCCACCACCGCCAGCUGCGUUUGCGCCAUUCGAUUCUGCAUUGCUGUCCGCCGCUGCGCAUCAAUAUGCAAGUGCAGCAGCGGCGGCAGCGGCUGCAUUGUGUCCGCCGUACGCUGGGCUGGCGGCGCUCGCGGCCAGGUGCCGCUCGUCCUCCAUCGCCGACCUUCGACUGAAGGCGCGCCGGCACGCGGCCGCGCUAGCCGCAGCUAGGGCUCCGUCGCCGCCCGCGCCACCGCCGCAGCCCGCGUCCGCUUCUGCCGACACAUAG